Molecule: messenger RNA, 328 nt
Organism: Dendrobium catenatum
Lineage: Eukaryota; Viridiplantae; Streptophyta; Magnoliopsida; Asparagales; Orchidaceae
Product: probable transcription factor KAN3
Molecular function (GO): DNA binding; DNA-binding transcription factor activity
Source: RefSeq, a predicted model, not a curated record
AGAUUAUUCAUCAAAUGAUACCUGCACAUGAGGGAUUAUCAUGGAGAGAGAUGGACUGUAAUCUAACACUAUCUUCCUUUGAUUAUCAGAAGGGAUGUGAAGAAGGAAGGGAUGGGAGCUCAAGUAUAGAGUUUGAUGCUUUUGAUGAGAUCCCUAUAAGCCAAAUUGAUUCUAAUAUUGCUAGUAAAAGCCUACUUGAAGAUAAUGAGAUAAAUCUAGAGCUCACAAUCUCAUCAAAAUCAUAUAAUUAUAGAAUUUAAACUAAGCAUGUAUUAAUUACAAAGAUUAAUGCUAUAUAAUCCCACUCAUAGUCCAAAAAAAAAAUUUC